AUGAGAGCUCAUCCACUUCGUGUCAUCUCCGUGUUCUUUUUCCUCUUCAUCUUAUAUCAGAUCACUUCUUCUAAGUCAUUACUUUACUCUCCAGAAAUUUUUACAGUCUCAAGCAACCAAACCCUUGUGUCUCCUGGAAAUGUCUUCGAGUUAGGUCUCUUCAAACCCAACAUAUCCGUUAGUUGUUGGUAUCUUGGGCUAUGGUACAAGGAAGACCCAAAGAGAACCAUUUUAUGGGUAGCCAACAGAAUGAAACCUCUCACCAAACCUGUAGGAACCCUCAAAUUCUUCGACACAAAUCUUGCCAUGUUCGAACAAGAAACUGAGAUCCCUGUGUGGUUGACCAAUCUGACCGGAGAAGGUGUGAGGUCUAGGAUGGUGGCUGAACUUGUCGAUAAUGGUAACUUCGUGAUUAGGGACUCGGAAGGUUACUUAUGGCAGAGCUUCGAUUUUCCAACAGAUACUUUACUGCCUCAGAUGAAAAUCAAAGUACUUGAUUCCUUUCCUAGUAAAGAAGAUCAGCACAAACUCCUCUAUCCCUGGUUUAGUCCAAGCGACCCCUCACUCGCGGAUGAAUCCUUUGAAAUUCAUAAUGAAUCAAACAUAAUUGCAAUAUAUAAUGGAGGGUACGAAAGAGAUACAUGGAACGGGUACCAAUUUGGGGACAUGCCCCCAGUGUUGGAGCUUAAGGAAGGUUGGUUAGUAAUGAAGACCCUCAAAAACAGCAGCUACUCCAGGUUGACAAUACGGCAAAGCGAUCUUUAUGAGUUAUACUCGUGGAACUCGAAAGCCAAGGAAUGGAUCCUGACAUGGUCCUCUACCCCUUGCUAUGAGAGACUCCUCGAAAAUCAAUGUGGAUCUUAUAGUUACUGUUCCAAGAAGGAUAUGUCCCCAGCGACGUGUAACUGCAUUAGAGGGUUCCAUUUGAAGUUGGAACGUCUGAAUUUGGAUGAAUGCAAGGCGUCGUGCCUUGUGGGUUGUGACUGUACCGCUUAUGCGGUUGUGGAAUAUCGGAAAGGAGAGCGUUUGUGUAUGACUUGGAAAGACGAGCUCCAACAAUCAGCCCAAAGGGAGAUCAUCAUGAACGAACUAGUCGGGCCUGUAGACAGAUUCCAAUUUAUGGAAUUUCGAGCUGUUGCCGAAGCCACCAACCAGUUCGCUGAGAGUAACAAACUCGGACAAGGAGGUUUCGGAACAGUUUACAAGGGAACACUACCCGAUGGUAGUGAAGUCGCCGUCAAACGACUGGCGAACACGUCUUCACAAGGAAUGACGGAAUUCAGAAACGAGAUUCAGACGAUCCUGAAUGUAUUACAUCUGAACUUAGUGCGGCUGCUAGGUUGUUGUUGCGAACGAGAAGAGAUCAUUUUGAUCUACGAGUUCUUAGAAAACUCUAGCUUAAAUCAAUAUAUUUUUGAUAAAACUCGGAGUAAAUUAUUGAAUUGGGAUACGAGAUACAAAAUUAUUAAAGGGAUUGCGGAGGGUCUGUUGUAUCUUCACAGUUACACAAACCCUCCGAUAAUACAUCGUGAUCUGAAACCUAGUAACAUCUUACUAGGUAAAGAUAUGAUCCCAAAAAUCUCGGAUUUUGGGAUGGCGAAAAUACUUACAGGUGACCAGAGAGAAGUUGCAACGGAAAAAGCUGUCGGUACUCGGGGAUAUAUGGCCGAAGAAUAUGCCAUGCAUAUGACAGUAUCGCAAAAGUCCGACAUAUUCAGCUUUGGGGUCACUGUCCUCGAGAUUGUUACCGGAGAAAGAAACUUGGAGUAUUGCAACUCGUUUAGAGGAGAUAGUCUACUGGAUAAGGCAUGGAGAUAUUGGAACGACGGGAACUGUAUCAAUCUCAUAGAUUCUAACUACCUUGAUUCAUCCCUAGUGGAAGAAGAGAUUUUGAGAUCCAUACAGGUUGGUCUCUUAUGUGUUCAACCACAUGUAGACGACAGACCGAGCACAAAGUCUCUGUCGUAUUGA
Messenger RNA from Capsella rubella, 1971 nucleotides. Its product is annotated as receptor-like serine/threonine-protein kinase SD1-8. Lineage: Eukaryota; Viridiplantae; Streptophyta; Magnoliopsida; Brassicales; Brassicaceae. The record is from RefSeq and is a predicted model, not a curated record. Gene Ontology annotation, molecular function: protein kinase activity; ATP binding. Bases 1 to 1971 code for a protein of 656 amino acids. Gene Ontology annotation, biological process: protein phosphorylation; recognition of pollen. The transcript has 7 exons.